GAUGGAUGACCUUCUCUUAUCUGGCAAGAUGAGAAAGUCUCAGGGGGAAGUGAAUCAAAGUCAAGGUUGCAUGUGAAGAUGUGAUGAUCCCUGGGAGGGUCCAAAGUAUCAGUACCAAAUGUGUGCACGGGCCAUUUGAUCGCAACCCACCCGCGCUCUGCCGCGCGCCGAUAGCAAUUGGCAGUGUUUAGGAAUUUCGAUAGGCGAACUCUUACUUUUCAUCAUUCCAACCACCACAUCGAUUUUGCACAUACCUGCAUCAGAAAUGGCCGUUGCAAACGGAGACUCGGCUGCAUCGGCGGCCGCGGCGCUUGAGAAUCUCAAGCCGCCGCCAGGAGUUAUCAUCCCACCACCGGGUGAGAUCCGCGAAGCGAUCGAGAAGACGGCUGGCUAUGUCAUGCGCGGCGGCCUUGGCCUCGAACAGCGCAUCCGCGAGAACCACGGCAAAAACCCAAAGUUCAGCUUUUUGAUGAAGCAUGACGACCCGUACAACGCCUACUACGAAUGGAGGAAAGAGGAGAUCAAGGCCGGCCGUGGUACCGCGGUGGCGGCUGGUCGCGUCGGAGAGAAUGCUGCGCCAGCGAAGGAAGAGCCAAAGGGGCCUCAGAAGCCUCCCGACUUCCAGUUCUCAGCCCGUAUGCCUCGAAUGAGCCAGAAAGAUUUGGAGAUCGUGCGACUAACUGCCUUGUUCGUCGCAAAGAACGGGCGUCCUUUUAUGACACAGCUUGCGCAGCGUGAGCAUGGCAACCCUCAGUUCCAGUUCCUGGCUCCCAACCACACUUUCCACAACUUCUUCCAGAGCCUCAUCGAUCAGUAUUCAAUUCUCCUACGCGAGAGCGGCGUCAAUGGCGAAGGCACCAAGCUGCACCAAGCCCGUGUUGAAGAACUUCGCCGCAGUGCUACCGACAAAUACCAUGUGCUCGCGCGCGCCAAGCAGAGGGCGGAAUAUGCCAGAUGGGCCGAGGCUGAGAAGGUGAAGAAGGAGGAACAGGAGGAACAAAAGAAGGAGGAGCUUGCGCGGAUCGACUGGAACGACUUUGUCGUGGUUGAGACCAUCACUUUUACCGAAGCCGAUGACCAGGCAUCCCUUCCGCCCCCGACGACUCUCAACGAUCUCCAGUAUGCUUCUUUGGAAGAGAAGAACAAGAUGUCGAUCAGCUCCAGUCUCCGCAUCGAGGAAGCGUUCCCAUUCGAGGACACCAGCUACAACGCUUAUCCUCCGCAGGUAUAUGGCGUGCAGGCCCCGGCCGCAGUGCCGCAACCAACUCACCAAACGCCUGCCUAUCCGGCUGCCAAUACUCCGCCACCUCCAUCGUAUGGCUCAUCUGAACCAGUUGGAGGAUCCAGGUCUGCAGAGGAGGAACAUGAGGUACAGAGAAUUCGAGAAAGAGAGCAAGAAAGGCUACGCAUGCAACAGGCACAGACCGAAGCCCGCGGUGGCGCCGCACCCAUGAAGAUCAAGGAGAAUUACGUUCCACGGGCGGCUCAGAGGGCAGCAAACAAAAUCGGCGCCCAGACGGCCAUGUGCCCCAACUGCAAGCAGCAGAUUCCGCUCAACGAGAUGGAUGAUCAUAUGAGAAUUGAACUCCUCGAUCCACGGUGGAAAGAGCAAAAGGCCAAGGCAGAGGCCCGGUAUGCCACCACCAACCUUAGCACGGUGGACGUGGCCAGCAAUCUCAAGCGCCUGGCCAGUCAACGCAGUGACCUGUUUGACAAUGCCACUGGCCAGGCACUGUCGGAGGAGGAGCAGGCACGGAGAAAGAAGAUUGCACUGCACUCGUUCGACGGCAACCCAGAAACCGCCCACGUGAACCAGAUGCAGAACUUCAACCUUGACGAGCAGAUUCGGGCUAUUCACCAGAAAUUUGCGGACAAAUAG
Podospora bellae-mahoneyi is the source of this 1879-nucleotide messenger RNA. Its product is annotated as SF3a splicing factor complex subunit. Gene Ontology annotation, biological process: regulation of alternative mRNA splicing, via spliceosome; mRNA cis splicing, via spliceosome. Bases 266 to 1879 code for a protein of 537 amino acids. Gene Ontology annotation, cellular component: U2-type prespliceosome; U2 snRNP; catalytic step 2 spliceosome. The record is from RefSeq and is a predicted model, not a curated record. Gene Ontology annotation, molecular function: RNA binding. The transcript has 2 exons. NCBI's taxonomy places the organism in Eukaryota, Fungi, Ascomycota, Sordariomycetes, Sordariales, Podosporaceae.